UUAUUUUCGAUUACGGUAAUUUAUUAGUUUGUUUUUUGCAACUCAUUUAUUUUCUCCUGGUGAUCGGAUAAAAAAAGUGCAUUACAAUAAUGGAAAGUGAAUUGAAAGUUUAAAAAAGAGACAGAUCGGUUAAUUUUUCUGCAGCAGAAACGCGUUUUUUGAUUGAAAUUUUUUGCCAAAUUUAUUUCAGUUAUUUAAAAUUAAAAAAAAACUGAUGCGGUAACAAACCAUGAUAAGGUGGAGGAGCAGAAGAUCAAAUCCUUGUUAACCAACAGAAGAGACAAUGAUUGUGUAUGUCCUCGAAAAUCGAGGGUUUGGACUUUCGAAAAGACAGCGAUGAGGUUACAGAGGUAGAACAUAUUCCAAUACAAUGUGAAUAACGUCCAAUAACAGUUAUGCAUCAAAAAUUUGUAAUAUGUGAGGCAAAUGAAUGUCAUUCGGCAUGGAAAAGUGUCGUACGUUGGAGUAAAUUACUACCAACAUUGCGUGAUUGGUUGAAUCAGAGCCUAGACAAAAGAAACUACCUACCUCGCAGCAAGACCCUUGGAAAAUAACUUGCGUUACAUCAACAACAUUGAAAAGGAUAUUCUAGACUAGCAUUCACAUUUUUUUUCAAAAAAAAAAAAAAAAAUUGUUCAAUAAAAUGUGUAAUAGUGCAGUGCAUAGAUCAUUUGAUGGAAUAGUGGAUCCGUUUUCAUUUUCAACUUUCCAUUUACUAAGGACUUGUAAUCGGUUAAUGCUUCCAACAGAUGUUCAAAACUACUACAGCAUAAUGAAAGACACAAACAAUUUCUCACACAACAGUCCCUUGAAGUCACCUUCGAUAUCAAUUGACAAGGAAUUGCAACCUCAACCACCUGAUAUAUUCAAUCAAAAUAUAGGUUCAAUGUUUCCGCAGAAAUUGACAGAAAAUGACAAAUUGCCGAUUGCAUUACAGCCCGUUUUGAACAUUGUCUCUAGCACAGGGAGCUGCUCCUCUCAAGAAUAUGAUUAUGGACCAACAACAGACUAUCCUCUGACUGAAUUGAAUCGUUCAGGUGUAUUUUCUUCAUUCUUACAACGGAGACCACGAGGUGAAAAAAGACCAAUACCAGACGAACAAAAAGAUGAAAAAUACUAUGAGCGUCGAAAACGCAAUAAUGAAGCAGCAAAGAAAUCACGUGACGCUCGAAAAAUACGUGAAGACAGAAUAGCUUUUCGGGCCGCACUAUUGGAACAGGAAAAUUCAAUUCUACGAGCACAAAUAGCUGCCUUAAGGAAUGAGCUGCAUUCUGUACGUGAAAUGUUUUCUAAUGGACCAGCCAGCAGGCAAUCUUAAUGACAUUAAAAGUACAGAAGAUGUCUGGUCUGAGGGUGUAGAAAAUAUUUUAAAGUGCAAUAAAUCUAUGUGAUUCUGUAUUAAUUAAUGCAUGACAUUUGUAAUGUUUGUUGUAAAUAUUUGUUGUUCUUAUGAAAAUUUAUUAGGUUAAGUUGGAAAAUAAAAUGUUACUGAGUUCAAACUUUUAGUA
Messenger RNA from Episyrphus balteatus (marmalade hoverfly), 1508 nucleotides. RefSeq names its product transcription factor ces-2. Gene Ontology annotation, cellular component: nucleus. Lineage: Eukaryota; Metazoa; Arthropoda; Insecta; Diptera; Syrphidae. Gene Ontology annotation, molecular function: RNA polymerase II cis-regulatory region sequence-specific DNA binding; DNA-binding transcription factor activity, RNA polymerase II-specific. Bases 644 to 1318 code for a protein of 224 amino acids. The transcript is spliced from 4 exons. Gene Ontology annotation, biological process: regulation of transcription by RNA polymerase II. The record is from RefSeq and is a predicted model, not a curated record.